UGACUUUCUGUGCUUUUCACAAGACCGAGCACAGAUACACAUCAUAACAAGCAGUGUGCUGCCGACCGACCAGCACACAGCACGGCGCGUCCUUUUAUUGGCUCUGGAGAGCGGCUCUGACUGCUGACCGGCCUGACUUCACCGCUGCCGGGGAACAAGUCGACGAGCCUCCGCUCUGCACUUUUCUCUGGAGAGAAACGGUCCUCGGAGGACACCUGCAAUGAGGCUCCCCGCGCUGCUGCUGCUGCCCUCCUUCGGGCUGAUGACCUGCACUGUGGUUUUAAUGGUGUCGCUGUUCGGGUCCUGUCAUGCAGCACCGACCUCCGAUCAGCCCGGGCUGGUGUUUAUGGAGCACUUGAACCGUCCAGGGCUCGGCUUCAACUGGAGGAACCUCACCUGUCCACUGUGCAAAGCCCUCUUCACCAUCCUAGAUAUUGCACUUCUGAGCGAUGCAAAUGAAGAGCGAGUGGCUCGUGCAGUAGGGGAGGCAUGUAUCCGUCUUCAUCUGGCUGAUGAGCAGGUGUGUCGAGAAAUAACAGAGUUGUUCAGGGAUGACUUAAUCCGAGCUCUGCAGCAGUCCUUGCUUUGGCCCACUGAGGCGUGCGGCGUGCUGGUGGGCCCUUCCUGUGGAAAAUUUGACAUCUAUGCGUCCUGGAACAUCACCCUGCCAAAGGUCCCUAAGCCCCCUGUUACACCACCUUCUCCUCCCAAGGCUGGUUCUCCACAAAGCAGGAUCCUCUUUCUAACUGACAUCCACUGGGACAAGGAAUAUUUAGCUGGCAGUGCUGCAGACUGCAAGGACCCUCUGUGCUGUCGUAAAGACUCAGGUUCUCCCAGCUGGAGGCGGAGGGAGGCUGGGUACUGGGGAACCUACAGUAAAUGUGACCUGCCUCUACGAACAGUGGAGAACCUCCUGGAAAAUGCUGUCAAGGACGGGCCCUGGGACUGGGUGUACUGGACCGGAGACAUACCAGCACACAAUGUUUGGGCUCAGACCAGGAAACAGCAACUGUCAGAGCUGACUGUCAUCUCCAGGCUCAUCCACAAACACCUGGGACCUAACGUGACAGUUUACCCUGCUAUAGGGAACCAUGAGAGUACGCCGGUGAACAGCUUCCCACCACCCUUUGUUCAUGGUAACAGAUCCUGUGCAUGGCUCUAUGAUACAAUGGCAGAGGAAUGGGCACCAUGGUUGCCAGAGCAGGCUUUGCAGACCCUGAGAUACGCAGGAUUCUACACAGUGGAGAUUCAGCCCGGUCUGAGGGUGGUCUCCCUCAACAUGAACUUCUGUGCUCGGGAAAACUUCUGGCUGAUGGUGAACUCCACAGAUCCUGCCAACCAGCUGCAGUGGCUCGUCCAUAUUCUCCAGGAUAGUGAGAACAAGGGAGAGAAGGUGCAUAUCAUUGGUCACAUCCCACCUGGCCUGUGUCUCGGCAGCUGGAGCUGGAACUACUAUCACAUUAUCAACAGAUAUGAAAGUACAGUUACUGGACAGUUUUUUGGCCACACACACCUGGAUGAGUUCCAAAUGUUUUAUGAUGAAGUGACCAUGAGCCGCCCAUUAGGAGUGGCUUUCAUCGCUCCCAGUGUCACUACUUAUGUUAAUCUUAACCCAGGUUUCCGUGUCUACAUUGUGGAUGGAAACUACCAAGGCAGCUCUCGGCUGGUUCUUGACCAUGAAACCUACAUCCUCAACCUCACAGAGGCAAACCACGGUCCAGGAGGGCAAAAAGUCCCAGAGCAGAACCCCAAAUGGACACUGCUGUACCGUGCCACUGAGGCCUACGGUCUGACCAGCCUGUUCCCCUCUGACUACGAGGUGCUGAUGCGGACCUUCAUCAGUGAUGACCGUGCCUUCCAGAAGUUCUGGUACCUCAGACACAAAGGACAUGUCUCAGAGCCCUGCAAGGAGACGUGUAAAACUCAAGUGCUCUGCUUUCUGAGAAGCGGGCGGUCUGAUGAGCUGGAGCAGUGUGACUAUCUCAAUGGUUUUGGAGGAAAUUUAGUCCGAGCUGUCAGAACAACCCUCUGUUGACCUGAGGUUUGGACUGAAUGUCUGGGAGACGAAAAAGCAUUAUGACCAAACAUGAAAUUGAGCCAAAAAGUGGAUUUUUACUUGUUGCUGGUUGGCCAACAAGAUUAGUUACAUUUGUUUGAUAUCAGUCACUUGAGGUAGUUCACAUUACUGAUUGUCUAUGCGAAUUUGGUGAACUUGACCUUUGUUCACAACUGAUUGUAACAGGCCUUGGAUUUGUCAACUGCUGUUAUGCAAAGACUGUUGAAAUUGCCCUGAAAGUUGUGGUUUACUUGAAAUGCACAAAAUUGCAGGAGUUUGGUUGGUUGGUUGGUUGGUUGGUUACUAAAUGUCAUUUUUUUUUUUUUUGCAUUUCUACUGUACUGGGUGCCUUGUAUCAGGAAAAAAAAUAAUGCUAAAGGUAACUUUUUCUUUCAACACCUUGUGACUAGAAUAGCUUGUACCUAACCUUAAGAGGAUGCUAAAUGUUGAGGAUUACCAAAAAGGAUGGGACUAGAAGUACAAAAUUAAGACUCUGCUUUCUUGUGAUGCACAGCAGGAAGUUUGGAUUAAAAUUGAUGACUUUCUGUCCCAUAAUACGCUGUAAAGCAUGUCAGUAGGCACUUGCUUUAUUAAAUUUGGUGGAUUAAUUGUCAGUAAUCACACCUCAGGUUUGAACUUUGUGGAGUUGUUAUAUAGCACACAUCAUCUUCACUCAAUCAUUUUGACUUCCUUAGUCUGCACCUUUCGUAAGGAUUUAGGUCAGUAAAGUAUUUAGCUUAAUUUGAAACACCAUCUGCCUCAGCAGUGAGAUCUUCAAGCCUGUAUAUAUGGAACAGUAUUUCUCAUUGAGGUUUACUUCCGUCUGCACUUUAAUUCUUUGUUGGCUAGUUAACAUCCAGGUUUGAUAGAGCCAAAGUAUGGGAAUGUUCUCAACUCUUGGUCUAUGUGAAUUGUGGUGUAACAUGAGCAUGACAAGUAUUGCAACUUGUAAAAUCAGCAAUGGUUUCAAGAAAAUGUAUAAAUUGUGAAUAAAUGACUAAAUCUGCCAAUA
Molecule: messenger RNA, 3068 nt
Organism: Centropristis striata (black sea bass)
Lineage: Eukaryota; Metazoa; Chordata; Actinopteri; Perciformes; Serranidae
Gene: smpd1
Product: sphingomyelin phosphodiesterase 1
Exons: 9
Coding region: 221-2035 (604 amino acids)
Biological process (GO): sphingomyelin catabolic process; ceramide biosynthetic process
Cellular component (GO): lysosome
Molecular function (GO): acid sphingomyelin phosphodiesterase activity
Source: RefSeq, a predicted model, not a curated record